Molecule: messenger RNA, 257 nt
Organism: Symbiodinium necroappetens
Lineage: Eukaryota; Dinophyceae; Suessiales; Symbiodiniaceae
Source: the annotation of a GenBank genome assembly
GUCUGUGGACACGUGCUUCCAGUAUAUGGGCCGCUUUGCUUACUUCGUCUUCGGUGCCGAAGUUCUUUUGUGGCAGAUCGGAAAUGCAAAAUGCACCUUUCCGGAUACUGCAGCUGGGCAUGUGCUCGAUGUAAUUCUCAUAGAGAUGUUGCCUCUCUUGGCUACUUUACAUUGGCACUUGCUCAGCUACGUCGGCAGCUACAGCCUCAACGGUGCCCUCUUUCAGAGCUGGGAAGGGCCAAUGGUCUUCCUGAUGG